AUGAACCAAUUUAUCAGCUCCCGCCUGCAAUGCGCAGCUACCAACCCCUCCCCACCCAAGUCAUCGGUGAACGAAACUGCGGCAGCUACAACCACUGUACGACGAGUACGCGAUUAUAUUGCCACCCACGGACGGUUUUCCGAGGACCAAGCACGCGUAAAAUUCAUGGACGUACUGUGUGCUGUGGAUUACGCCCACUCCUGUGGAAUCGUUCAUCGGGACUUGAAGGCAGAAAACCUUCUUUUUGACGCAGACAUGAAUAUAAAAUUGAUAGGCGAGUGCUGUAAACGGAGAAAUCCUCUCGCUCUGGAACACACCAGCCACUUUGUUCUUAUUGUUGAAAAAGAACAGAAAGCACGCGGCAUCCUGGAAAAGGCUGUCGAAAUUGUCCCCUCUCUAUCAUCAUCAGCUGUAAGAACGUGCUUCGCUUUCGGUCGUGCUUUGAGUGUCCCAAUGCAAUUCAGAGCAGAGUUGUGGAACGCACCAUGUUGCAUUAGUUCUGAAUGUGGUUUGACAAAUUGA
This is a messenger RNA of Opisthorchis viverrini, 522 nucleotides long. RefSeq lists its product as hypothetical. The transcript is spliced from 3 exons. The coding region runs from base 1 to 522 and encodes 173 amino acids. The record is from RefSeq and is a predicted model, not a curated record. Gene Ontology annotation, biological process: protein phosphorylation; microtubule cytoskeleton organization; intracellular signal transduction. Gene Ontology annotation, cellular component: cytoplasm. Gene Ontology annotation, molecular function: tau-protein kinase activity; protein serine/threonine kinase activity; ATP binding. NCBI's taxonomy places the organism in Eukaryota, Metazoa, Platyhelminthes, Trematoda, Opisthorchiida, Opisthorchiidae.